Molecule: messenger RNA, 1782 nt
Organism: Saccharomycopsis crataegensis
Lineage: Eukaryota; Fungi; Ascomycota; Saccharomycetes; Ascoideales; Saccharomycopsidaceae
Exons: 1
Coding region: 1-1782 (593 amino acids)
Biological process (GO): translational initiation
Cellular component (GO): cytoplasm; eukaryotic translation initiation factor 3 complex
Molecular function (GO): translation initiation factor activity
Source: RefSeq, a predicted model, not a curated record
AUGUCUGAUCUCCCAUUUUCUCUUAACUUCUUGUCCUCCCCAGAGAACCCAUGGGGUCCUCCAAAAGCGGUUCCUGCGUCAUUGAACUUCCACUCGAUUCCAUACGCUCCAUUCUCCAAGUCUGAUAAAUUAGGUAAAGCCUCAGACUGGUUCAGUGCCGAACAAUUCCAAAACCAACCACAAGGCAAGGGCCAAAAGAAUGUCAGAGACCCAUUCCACGCCUACGGUGCCUCCGCUGCUUCCAAGUUUGCUGCCGAAGAAACUUCUGAUAACGUUAACAGCUUUGAAGUUGUCGACAACAAACCAUCGACCACUACAGCCAACCAACAACAAAAGACUGUCCUUAGAGGAAGAGGUAACAACAACAACAACAACAAUAAUAAGAGACAAGGUGGUGCUAAUGCUCCUCAAAGAAAUGCUUUCCAAAGACCUGCUCCAGUUAAGAAGCCUGUUUCUGCCGUCCAGACUCCACAACAACAACGUGCCAGUUACUGGAACACUCAAAACCAACUCCAAAUUGAUGAAGCGGCCAAGAAGAAGAAGUAUUCUAUUGAAGUGAAAUCCAACUUUUCUAAGGUGACCGAUAUUGAGCUCAACAAGCUCACCAAAUUGAAUUUGGACUUGGGGGCUAACGGUAAAGGUGAAACCUUGGCUGUCAAGGCUAACCCAUCUUUGAUGAAAUUAUACAAUAAGACUUUUGACAAAUUAUCAUCUAGCUCCAACUUGAACAAGAAAACCAUUCCAUUGAAGGUGUUUUCUAAAGAAUUCCCAAAGACUUACGUUGACACCAUGAACGAUGAAACUUUGAUGAAUUACGCCAAGGAUGGUACCGCUGAUGUGUUGAUCACUGACGAAAUUUUGACCACCAUCAUGGCUGCUCCAAAAUCUAACUUCCCUUGGAACUUCAAGAUCGUUAAGGACUUGAAGAACAACAAGUUAUACUUCUCAAACUCCGAACUUGAACCACAGACAAUUGUCGAUGAAAACGAUAAAGACUUAUUCCUUACCAGUUUCCUUGCCGAUGACAAUACUCUUAACAGUCACGUAAGAUUGGCAAAUGAAUUCAAGGGUAUUAACUACAACUUAUCCAGAUUUGUUACUGCCUCAACCAACGGUGCCAAUAUCCAAAAAAUCACUCCAGACACUGCCGUUAACAAAUCUUCUGACGUUAAGACUAGUAAGAUCUACAAGUACAAGCUUUAUAAGAUUCCACAAGUGACAGUUGGUGAAGAUAAUAAGAAGCACCGCAAGUUGACUUUAGCCAAAUCCGACGAUGAGGAAGCCGAAAUCAAGUACAUUAAUGUUGGUAUUCGUACUGAAGCUGAUCUUUUGCAGAAGCCAAACUCUGGUGACGAAUAUGAAACUGUUGCCGUUCAUGCUUUGAACCAAUACAAGCCAUCUCAAUUGGACUGGAAAUCUAAAUUGAUCUCUAACCGUGGUGCCAUUAUUUCUACUGAAUUGAGAAAGAACAACAACUUGUUUAGCAAGUGGAUUGUCAGCUCGAUCUUGGGUGAUAUCAACAGCAUUAAGUUGGGUUUUGUCGCUCGUGACAGCUUCAACUCUGCCGAGAAGCACAGUGUCUUGGGUAUGUUUAACUAUAAGCCAGAAGACUUGGCCAGACAAUGCAACUUACAAAUUGGUAACGGUUGGGCCAUUUUCAAGAGCAUUAUCGACAUUGUGAACCAUGAGGCUGAAGUCAGCAAAGACAGUAAAGAUACCGUUGAAUUCAUGUUGGCCAGAGACCCUAGCCAACCUAAGUUGAAUAUCUAUAGAGUCGAUUAG